GCGAGGGCUCGCUGGCAUCCGUGCAGCCCACAGGCUGGUCAACUGAGUUCGUGGUCGUGCUUGUGGUGAGCUCCUUCGCAUACGGCAUCGUCGUAGGCGGCUUCUUCAUCAAGAGCUCUCGGACGGCCCCCGUGGUUCAGCCCGCACCCGCUCCAGCACCUCUGCCCGAGACGGUGGACACGCUCGACCUUGCGACGGCGGCUGCUGCCCAGGCGAGGCUCACGUUGCUGCCAGGGUACAUCCUCACCCCCGACGAUGACGACUACGCGGAGAGCGACCUGGCUGGCGACGACUUGAGAUCAGUGCAUGACUCGGCGGGCCAGGGCGACGCAAUCGUCGGAGUCGCCGCCCAUAGGCUCUUCAAGUUCAGGCGGCUGCCGUCCGCAGCCGUCGUCUGGGCUGCUGUGCGCCGCGGCGUCGCUCAAGGCCACGGACCUCUGCCGCCGUCGCCCUUCAACUUCGAGCUCAGCGCCGACAACGUGUUGGGCGUGGCGGCGGGGGCGCUGGGCUUGCCCGACCCGCUCGGAGCGGCGCCCGCUGCCGCAGCGCCUGGCGCCCUGGCCUUGGCGGGCGCGGCCGUGCCCCCCGCGGGCGCCCCUGGGCCGCCCGCCGCCGUGGCCGCGGCGCCCGAGGCCGGGGUGGGCGCGCUGGCGGCGGCGCUCGGCGCGGGGGGGGCCGCCCUGCCUGCUGCCGCGGACCCUUUGGGCGUCGGCGGCGCCGCCGCGGCCCCCGCCGCCCCAGGCGUCGCGGGACCUGAUCCCCGCGCGAUGGCCACCGUGCUCGACGCUCGUGGGCUGCGGGACAUGCCCUUCAGUGGCGCCGCGAAGCGCCAGACCGAGGCCGCCCGCGCCGACUGGCCCGUGAGGGGCCCUAGGACCACGACGCGGGUGCCCCACUUCAUGCUGCGCAUGGUUGGCGGGGCGAUGGCGUGGCACAACCGCUGGAUGGCCAUGAUACAGGCCCUGGAGACGGACGACACCGCCAAGCUCCACGAGACGCUGCGCCGCGUCAUCGAGACCUCGCUCUGCCACGACCAGCCGAUCAUCUGCGAGCUGGCCUCCUACGAGUUCCUUUCGCGGCAGCUGCAGUUGGUGGAGGAGCGCUUCUUCGAGGAGCGCGCGCGCAGGACUCAGCCUGCGCCCAAGGCCAAGGGCCAGGCCAAGGACGGCGCCGCGUCCGCGGCCGCCGAGGCCUCCUCGGAGAUUGGCCACUUCCUCGGCACGGGAGAGACGAUGGGCAAUUUGUGCAUUUGCCCAGCCUUGAUGGACUGGAUCGCCGGCCAGAUGAAGAGUGAGGUGACCGUCGCCAGCGUGACGUUUUUCCGCUCCCUCUUCUUCCAGUGGAUGGGCGUCGCCAUCUUCCGCUUGGUCGGGGUGCUCGUCUACGAGCCGCCAAAGGCAGCCUCAGUGGACUACAUCGCGGGCUUGUACCGCGACUUCGAGCUGCCCGCCGCCUACUCGGAGAGAGGCCGCGAUUGCGAAGCAUCCCUCGUAGAGAUGCUCGCGCAGGCACCUGGCUACGCUGGCGACAGCGGUCGUGUGCGCCCCUUCAGCAUGCCACUUGUGGCCUGGCCCGAGUCGACGAAGGCAGUCUCCACCUGCGGCGUCGUCUCCGAGGCCGACUCCAUCGUGCUGCAGGGUUGGAGGCAGAGUAUGCUGAAUCCCGAGUCGGUGGCGGCGGAGCUCCGUGAAUCGUUGGGGGUUAGUCGCCCCUAUGUGGAUCCCGAGCUGCGCUUUAAGCCGAAGUCCUACGCUGAGUUUUUGAAGCAGCUGGAGGCCCACGACAUGAUCACCUGGCGGGUCUCCAGCGAGCAGGCACCCUUCUCUACUGGUCUUUUCUUUGUGCUGAAGACUAACGGCAAGCUCAGGCUGGUGUUCGACACCAGGCUGGCCAACUGCAGCUUCUCGUGCCCACCAGCCACUCGCCUGCCCACGCCCAGCGCGUGGGCCAGCCUUGACUGCGACGACGGUUUUCAGUUCGCGCAGGGCGACAUCCAGUGUGCAUUCUAUCGUUUGCGACUGCCCGCUGGCAUGGAGUCUCUCUUCUCUUUGCCACCGAUAAGGAACAGAUUCCUCGGCCUCAAGUCGGUCAACGGGGUUCGUCUCGGCGUCGACGAUUAUCUCCAGCGUCUUGUCACGGUCGUUCCCAUGGGGUGGAGUUGGGCUCUACACUUGUGCCAGAGUGCGCUGACGAGAGCCCUGUCGGAUGUCGGGUUUGGCAGUGACGAUAUGAUUCUGGAUGGGGGAUGUCCUCGUCCCUUGGUGGCGGAGAAGGACGCGGUGUGUGCUGGUUAUGUUGACAACUUCUGUGUCGUAUCCAAGUGCGCGGAGACAGCCACGUCCCUUGCUCGUGCCGUUGCUGACCUUCUCACUGCCCGCGGGUUGCCUGUCUUGGAGUUCUCCCCUGCGGUCUGUAAGGGGGUCUUCACGGGCUUGGAGAUCGACGGAACCUCUGGGAUCAUUCGCGUUCGUCCUGACCGCCUCGCUUGCACUCGGCAAGCCGUUCUCGGACUGUUGAAGCGCGGGCGGGCCUCUGCUGGGGCCCUCAGCGUGCUCGUAGGCCACUGUACCUGGGGGAUGAUCCUGAGGCGCGACGUUCUGAGCAUCUUUAACGCGGUCGAUCGGUUCAUGGGGGCUGUGGGACCCCAUCCUAGACCCUUGUGGCCCUCCGUCGUCAGGGAGUUGUCGGCUGCCGUGGCCCUCAUCCCGCUCUGGAGUGCCUCUACAAG
This is a messenger RNA of Prorocentrum cordatum, 2728 nucleotides long. The record is from the annotation of a GenBank genome assembly. Lineage: Eukaryota; Dinophyceae; Prorocentrales; Prorocentraceae.